Juglans regia (Persian walnut) is the source of this 1532-nucleotide messenger RNA. RefSeq lists its product as uncharacterized. Gene Ontology annotation, cellular component: SAGA complex. The transcript is spliced from 2 exons. Bases 231 to 1319 code for a protein of 362 amino acids. NCBI's taxonomy places the organism in Eukaryota, Viridiplantae, Streptophyta, Magnoliopsida, Fagales, Juglandaceae. Gene Ontology annotation, biological process: regulation of transcription by RNA polymerase II. Gene Ontology annotation, molecular function: transcription coactivator activity. The record is from RefSeq and is a predicted model, not a curated record.
UUGUGUCCGGCACGUCCAGAAAACAACGAAGCUCCGUAGCUGCUCACACUUAUAAAACGCACGUGCCCUUUGAGUUUGACCCCCAAGACUUGAUAAUAAGAAGCUUCUGAAAAAGCGGCCGUCUUACUUCUAGCCCUAAUCUUCCCCACUCUCCCUUUCUUGUGUAUAGUAACACAAUGCGGAAGUGAUCGAAGAAUUACUCUGAAUACAUUGAGGCUCCGAACACGCAGAUGGUAAAUUCAGUGAGGAGUUUGGAGACCAAAAUGCCAGCGCGUCAGCAUUUUUCUCGAAUAGACACUUUUGAGCUAAAGACUCGUAUAGAAAGGAAGGUGGGGCGCCCGAAGGCAGAGGAGUAUUUUGACCUUCUCAAAAGAUUUUUAAGUCUUAAGAUUAGCAAAUCCGACUUCGAUAAACUUUGCAUUGACAAAAUUGGGAGAGAAAAUGUUCGUCUUCAUAACCAUCUCAUUAGAUCAAUCAUAAGCAAUGCAUUUCUCUCAAAGACUCCCCCAUCAAAGGACCACAAGUUAGAAGGUUCUCUCACUGUUAGAGUGGAAAAUGGGUAUCAGAGAAGCGAUAUUCAGUCACUAUGCCGAGAUAUUCCACAAUCCCCUCGAAAAGGGAGGACCCCAAAUAUUCGUGAUCGCAAGUUUAGGGACCGCCCGAGUCCUCUUGGGCCUCAUGGGAAGAACCAUAGUGUUGCUUGUGAAGAUUCAAUCCCCAAAAUUCAAGAGCAGCAGAGUGCUACUGAGCUUCUUUCUUUGGGUAGCAGACCCCCUGGCUCUGUGGAAGAUGGUGAAGAGGUUGAUCAGGCUGCUGAAAGCCCGAGUAUUUAUAGUAGAAGCCCUGUUAGAGCUCCUCUUGGCAUCCCCAUGAAUACAAAAGGAACAAGGAAGGUGUUAUGCAGUGGAUCAGCUACUACAUUUUUCACUGAGACUUGUCAGAAUAGUGGUGAGCUACCUGAUACCAGUUCCUUAAGGAAGAGUUUGGAGCAGAAGUUGGAGGCGGAGGGAAUAAACAUCUCGGUGGAUUGUGCCAACUUAUUGAACAAUUGCCUUGACGUAUAUCUCAAGAGAUUGAUAAAGCCUUGUUUGGAUCUUGCUGGUUCAAGGUCUGUACAGAAACACAUAGAUCAAAGACAUGAUUGUGACCUACCUGGUGUGAGGAGAACGUUGCCCAUGAGAUAUGUACAAAAUCAAAGUCGGCCCUUUUUUGCAUCAAUGUCAGACUUUUGUGUUGCAAUGGAGUUGAAUCCCCGAAUACUUGGAGCAGAUUGGACAACAGAACUUGAGAAGGUUUGCUUGCGUGCAUCAGAAGACUGAACUGGAACUGAUUAGCACAUGAUUUCGGUAAAGCAAUAAGUUUGGGUUCGAUGAGUUAUCUCAACACAAUUGUAAAAUCUACUCUUAACAGUGAGCUUGAAAUUACCAAUUUUAUAAGUACCGUCCAAGUAUGUUAGUAAAAGUUGUCUUAAGUUUUAGAUUGAGGGUGAUUAGAUUGUAUAUAGCUUUCAAUGAUUUUUUUUUUUUUUGGGG